UUACCUCUUUAAUGAAAUCUAUUUUUGUGACUUUGAGCCUUGAGUGCUACUUUGGGUUGAUAUAGUAACUCGUUUUUUUGUUGAAAUUGUUGAACUUUUGUCUUGGCCUCACACCUCACAGCCAGCCCACUCUUGCUCUUGCUCUUGCUCUUACUCUUUUUUUUGUUCUCUCUUUGUCUCUGUUUUUACUCUCUCAGUUCUGCUUGUGUUUCAAUCAUGACACAAGCUAGCACACACUCUCUUUACUCUUUCACGUUUGGUUUGUUCUUGUAGAGAGAGAAGAGAGAUAACUUUGUAUGUCUACAUUUUUACUUACUCCAACUCUUAUUCUUAUGAGAAUUGGAUUUAUCUUUCUUACAAGACCACAUAUACAUACAUUUUUACUUACUCCAACUCUUAUUCUUAUGAGAAUUGGAUUUAUCUUUUUUACAACACCACACAUUAACUACUCAAAUUCUCUUUGGUUUGUAACCAAUGUCAAGUGGCAUCUUCUCUCACAUUGAUUUUCUUCUUCUACGUGACUCUCCUUGGUCACUUCUUCUUGUUUCUUCGUUUCUUACGCUUCAAGCUUCCUUCUUCUUCUUCUUCUUCUUCUUCUUCUGCUUUUUGUUCCUUUUUUGUAGCUUCUUCUCUACAAUUCUUCUUUGCUCCUCUUCUUCUACGUGACUCUAACAUCAAAAUAAUAUAAAAUUCUAUAACCAAACAAGGAUAAAUACUAGAGAAGAGGCAAGGAAGAAUAUGCAAACCACAGAAACGUAACUUACGGCUUUAAGGACGUAUCCAGUAGAGAUGAAAUCAAAAACAUCUUUGCCAAAUUCAUUAGUUUUUGAGAAUUUAACGUGAUUAAAGAAAAUCUAACACCUAUAUGGUCAAUUAUGUUAACUACUUUGUAGCUUCUUCUCUGCGACUCUUCUUUGCUCUUCCUCUUCUUCUCCGUGACUCUCCUUGGUCAAAAAUAAGGGUUAUAAGCCGUUGUGUUCUGUUUUUUUUUCUGUUUCCUUUUUUUCUCGUUUUCCUUUUUAUUAGUUGAUAAUACUAUUUCUAAUUAUUUUUUACCUUCUUUUUUCUAAAAACUGGAUAUGAGUUGGCAACUUAUUAGUUGGUGGUGAAUCUAUAGGUUCACCCUAGGGGGUGAACCCAAGAAUUAGUCAAGAAACAAAUAGUAAAAUACUGCUUUGAGUUAGUACAAUGUGCAAGAUGUAAAUAUGACACAACAAGAAUUUUCCUGAAUUAGAUUAACCUAAUGAAGCUUAACAUCAAUAAUUAAAAAGACUUAACAAAUAAAUUUAGCAGCCAGCCAGCCAUAUUUGUUAAGCUAAAAACUAAACCCCUUCAAAUCUCAAUCUAAUUACCCUUUUUUUCUCCUCUCCGCACGAAUUAAUUAAUUCAAAGUUGUAAAUCUACGAAGGGGCCAAAAGUUAGUAACAUAUUCAAAAUGUUCGCCGAGGCAGAUAACAAUAUGAUGCAUUCUGAUCCGAAUCUCUCCUCCACAAUGACCGACCAGACCGAGGACGAGUACGGCCUACGUAACAGCAGUGCAUCUGCGGUUGGCACAGGCAUGUACGGUAGAAUGAGCUGCGAAGGUUCUCCAGUGAUGAUGUCUCCCUGGAACCAAGCAUCUCCAUUUACUCAAACCGAAUGGUCUAACGUCGAUGAAAAUCUACCUCAGAAUGGUCUUAUUGGCUCGCUUGUACGUGAAGAAGGUCACAUCUAUUCUUUAGCGGCCACGAAAGAUCUUCUUUACACUGGUUCCGAUAGUAAGAACAUACGCGUGUGGAAGAAUCUAAAGGAGUUUAGUGCGUUUAAAUGCAACAGUGGGUUGGUAAAGGCCAUUGUGAUUUCAGGGGAAAAGAUUUUCACGGGUCACCAGGACGGUAAGAUUCGCGUUUGGAAAGUAUCUCCUAAGAACCAAAGCUCCCACAAACGCUCUGGAACGUUACCUACUUUAAAAGAUAUAUUCAAGGCCUCUCUCAAACCAAGUAACUACGUUGAGGUGAAGAAAAACCGCACCGCGCUUUGGAUCAAACACGCGGACGCUGUUUCUUGUUUGAGCCUGAAUGAAGAACAAGGGCUUUUGUAUUCUGCUUCAUGGGAUCGAACAAUCAAGGUGUGGAGGAUCUCUGAUUCGAAAUGUCUAGAAUCAAUCCCGGCUCACGAUGAUGCUGUAAACUCUGUGGUAUCAACAACGGAAGCGAUUGUGUUCUCCGGAUCAGCUGAUGGAACAGUGAAGGCGUGGAAGCGUGAGCAGCAAGGAAAACACACAAAACACACGCUCAUGCAAACGUUAACAAAGCAAGAAACUGCUAUCACAGCUUUGGCUGUGAAUAAAAAUGGUACUGCUGUGUACUUCGGUUCGAGUGAUGGUUUGGUGAAUUUUUGGGAGAGAGAUGAGAAGCAAUUGAACUACGGUGGUGUUUUGAAGGGACACAAACUUGCUGUUCUUUGCCUUGAAGUUGCGGGCGGUCUUGUCUUCAGUGGGUCUGCUGAUAAGACAAUAUGUGUGUGGAAGAGAGAUGGAAAUAUCCAUACAUGUCUCUCUGUACUAACUGGUCACACAGGUCCUGUAAAAUGUUUAGCGGUUGAAGAAAAUCUUGAAGUGUCAGAACAGAAAGACCAUAAGUGGAUUGUAUAUAGUGGAAGUUUGGACAAGUCAGUAAAAGUAUGGGGAGUUUCAGAAUCAUUCAUUGACAUGAACAACAUGGGUACGAUGCAGCAAGAACAACAUGUCAUAUCUCAUUCGGAGGUUGUUAUGUCUGAUGGCAGUUUCUCCUCAUCAACUGGUGGAGCCAGCAGCCAUCAGAGAGGUUAAUCAUGUUUUGUGGUUUGCACUCCUAAUUAAAUAACAAAUUUGCAUGAAUGUCAAACAACUCAUCAAUUUUAAAAGUUAAAUUUCAAUACAAACAAAAAGUAAAGUUUAGUCUUAUGAUGCAAAUACUAUUGUGUAUUAUGAAUUUGAGACUUUAAUAUUAAGGUUCGUUAUUAUUUUCAACAUUUUGCGAUAUUGUAGUCUUGCUUAUGUUGUAUCAUGUUCUUACUACUUUUAUGAGAUUUGAUAGGAUAAAGUAGUCAUUUUAUUCUAUCAUUUCUCAUGGAAUUAUUGAUAGCUUUUCAGUUUUCAUUGAUCAAAAGUUCAAAACCAUGAGCUGUCUGGCUCAGUUUAGCUCGUGCUGGUUCAGUGUGAGGUUGAUAUACGGCCACGACUUCGCACAAAUGAGUAGAUACAAUAUCUUUUAUAAAUGAGUCUAGCUCAACAUUAUUUUGUUAGCAGAUUCUGUUUAUGUAUAAACAACCUAUUCGGGUUUUAUUGGAGAGAUAUUGUACAACAAAGCAAAAUGUUACUGGAUCAACCAAGCAGGCCGUUCCACAGUUCUUUAAAUUGGAAACAUAAGCCUGAGGACAAGGAACAGCUUGUAGCUUGGUCGACGCCAUCGAUCAGUGUCUCUGUUACUAAAACAGGUCAAGUUUUAUAAAGACCUUUAUUUUGAAAUUAUCAUACAGGAAUCUCUCGCAUCUAUCUCCAAAUCCUUGGUAAGACAUAUUCUGUACUUAUAUAAUCUAUUCUUGAGCUUCUGCGGAAAAGCUUGAGCUAUCCAAAAAUAAGGCAUGGCAUUAAGACAAGAGAAUGAUUGGCGUUAUGUCUAACCUGAUUUUUUCACGCUUGAAGGAUAAUUGCAUGUGUCAAUAUUGCCUCUUUGUACUGCAGAUAGCGAGUAAUAGUAAUAAGUAAAAUAUUUUUCAUAUAGAAACACUCAGGCAUAUGUCUAACACGAAGGAGGUCUUUUCUGUUGCUGCUCCGAGGCAUCCAAAAGGAUGUGAACAGAGCCAAAUCCACUGGCUAAGGUUUUCUCAUAAAGCGUCUUGAUUACUAGUAACUGAGGAAGCAGAUCAAAUGGGAGAGUGAUUUCCCAAAUCAGAACACAAACUCAUUGUAGUAAAGGGAGUAUGAAUUUGGGUUUAUUAGCAACUCACCUGAUAUCUGUACGAUGUCUGCUUGUAACCCAAAACCACACGUGUUGCAUAGAUUACCAGAGCAGUGACGGAAAUCCCAUCAAAAAUAGGACUGAUAUAUGUUGUAAACUUGUAAAUAACGUGAUGCCGUAAGUCCCAUAAUGCUAGUGAUAUCCAGAAGCACUUGAUAAAAGAAAAGAUGAAAAACAUUGGAAAAGAAAAAGUUUGUCUAUUUUUGGUAAAAACAUUAAAAAGAAAUUAAAAAGAUUUUUUUGAUAUUAGUUACAAAUCUAGCAGAAAUUACAUUCUUCCUGCUGACAUCGUACAUAUAUCAAGUGAGUUGCUAAUAGAUGAAAUAAAAUAUAGAAGAAUGUAGAUUUUGAAAAAGUAGACAUAUGGUUAAUGUUUAGACGAUCUGAUUUGUUAUAUUUCUGAAUAUAAUGACAUAUAGAUUGAGUAUUCUACAAUAGUAGAUGUAUGUUUUUUGGUAUAAUACAUAUUCUAAGUCAAGUAAAUUAUUAUGUUUUCAAUGGAUUCACAAUUAAUUGUAAAUUGUCAUAGAUAGUAGAUCAGGUUUACUAACACUUUUAGACCAAUUUUGAAAUUGCUUUCAUUAAAAUAACUGCAUUACAAAAUUAGCUUUUCUAAAUGAACAUAUAUGUUUAUAUUAUAUUUUGCAUUUUUUCUGUUUUUUCACUAUAUUGAUAUGAAUUCUUAUAAAAUAUAAAAUCAUCAAUGUCCAAAAUGGCAAAAUUAGUUUUGCCCUAAAAAUAUAAUAACUAAGGGGGUGUUAGUGGGACUUAGAUUUCUAUAGAGUUUGUUGAUUUUAAAAGUUGAGAGAUUUGUUAAAUUUGGAAAGAGAUGUAGAGAAUUUUGUAUAUUGU
Molecule: messenger RNA, 4832 nt
Organism: Brassica napus (rape)
Lineage: Eukaryota; Viridiplantae; Streptophyta; Magnoliopsida; Brassicales; Brassicaceae
Product: protein JINGUBANG-like
Exons: 1
Coding region: 1436-2809 (457 amino acids)
Molecular function (GO): protein binding
Source: RefSeq, a predicted model, not a curated record